CAGGGGCGGACUGACCAUUUGGAAACUCAGGCACUGACCGAGGGCCCAGGGUCAGUAGGGGGCCCCAUGAGAUGCCCCUGGUACCUUUUUCAUAGGCUUUUUUGAGUUUGGGCAAGGACACAGGCGCCCCAUGAUCCCCUAUUGCCCGGGGGCCCCAUGAGUUGUCAGUCCGCCCCUGUUUCCAAAUGGUCAGUCCGCCCCUGCACUGAAUGCUACUUUAUGGUAAAAAGGGAUGAGUCAAAAAUGUCAAAUGUGCUCAGAGAGGUAGCACUGCAUGGUCCA
This is a messenger RNA of Staurois parvus, 282 nucleotides long. The record is from the annotation of a GenBank genome assembly. Lineage: Eukaryota; Metazoa; Chordata; Amphibia; Anura; Ranidae.